Molecule: messenger RNA, 1004 nt
Organism: Electrophorus electricus (electric eel)
Lineage: Eukaryota; Metazoa; Chordata; Actinopteri; Gymnotiformes; Gymnotidae
Gene: c1ql1
Product: complement C1q like 1
Molecular function (GO): protein binding
Source: RefSeq, a predicted model, not a curated record
GUUUAAGUGUCCCCAUUGGUCUGGGUUAGUAGUACAGUUAACAUGGCUAGACAGGGGGGAGUAGGACUACUGGUGGUACUGUCCCUUCUUCUUGGGGGCUUCGUAGCAGCCCAGAAUGGGAUCAAACCGGGAACCUGUAGAAUUGUAUGUGACCCCUUCCAAGCCUGCACACAUGGCAUGGGUGCCAAUGGCUUGGUCAUUCCACUCUCUUCCUCUGGAGGGGGUGCACCAGGUCCAGCAGGGCCACCCGGUAAGGCAGGCCCUCCCGGCCUCCCAGGUCCCAAGGGCGAGGGCUCCAUAGCGCAGGAGGCUGUUGCCUUUUACGCAGCCCUGAAGGGAGACUUUGGGAAGGACGACGUGCUGAAGUUCACCAACGUCGUGACGAAUGUGGGCAGCCGUUACAACCCCUCCACUGGCACUUUCACCUGCCGCUCAAACGGAGUGUACCACUUCAGCUACCACAUAGUGAAGACUGGACUCAGCCUAAGGGCUGACCUAGUGGUAAAUGACAACAUGAUUGUGGCCAGUGCAGUGGCCGUAGAUGCUCUCCAUACAGACACAGCCAGUAACAGUGCAGUGCUGAGGCUGACAACUGGAGAUCGGGUCUACAUACGCCUGAACAAGAGCGACAGCACCCUCAAAGACACCCAGAACCUCUUCAGCACCUUCUCUGGCUACCUGCUCUACGAACUCUGAGGUGUGCACUGAAUAGUUUGCCACACUACCACAGGUUUCAUUACACACUCCACCAGAAACCCUAAACAUUUCAAAACCUGUCUCUGCAACCUUCAUUCACCACAGAUGCAUGGAGGCACAUGUGAGAAUAAUUUAUAUGUAUUAAGGUUUUCUGACAAUUCACAUCCAUGGUUAGGUCCGUCACUGUAUUGUGAGAUCUUUUCAUGUCUGUAUCGAACUGUCCUGUCCCUUGUAUGCAAUACACCCGGUGCCGUUUUACAAUCAGUCUAUGAGGUUCGCACUGAAUAAAAGAAUGCUCUGGUACCAAG